AUGGUACUUGAAUCCCCAAAACGCUGCUUCCAACAUGCUGGUGGAUCAUCAUCCAUUUCAUUUGAAGAUGGCGUUGAUAAUGAAAAGAAGUCCAUGUUGGUAGCAUCAGAACCCAUUGCAAUCAACAGAGAGUCUGCUAGCAGCCAGAUAGGCAGUGAUUUGAAUCCACACUCGUCGCCUAAGCAAGUGAAUAGAAUGCGAGCACAGUUAUCUUCGAUUGUUUUUGGAGAGCAAGAUACUGUUGCUAGUGAGAGAUUGGCAACAGGGAACGCCACUCGACCAACUUUGGCUGCUUCCACCAAUUCUGAAAACAUGUCAAACACUCCAAAUUAUUCACAACAUUCAACUCGUCGAUAUCCUCCAGGUGGUCAUUCUUCUAUAACUUUGGGUACAGAUCCAAUUGUUUGGCCAGAGCGUCAAGCACCACCAGCUUUUCCUCUCACUAGUCCUAUACAAUCCGUCAGCGUGCCUCAAUCUAUGCACAAGUCGUCCAUCAUCUUUGGCGAUGCAGGCAAGCAACUCCCCGAUCGCUUAUACUCUCAAAGACUGUUUCCCUAUAAGACAGCGAAUGACACCAUGAAAUUUAACGAUUUUUCUGAUCAUCACGACAACAUGAGUAAGGUGGAUCGAACAUCUGCAAGACUUGAUCCUGCAACUUUUGAUCACGCUGCUGGACGUCGAUCUGAUCACCAGCACAGGUGUUGA
Molecule: messenger RNA, 705 nt
Organism: Batrachochytrium dendrobatidis JAM81
Lineage: Eukaryota; Fungi; Chytridiomycota; Chytridiomycetes; Rhizophydiales
Exons: 2
Coding region: 1-705 (234 amino acids)
Source: RefSeq, a predicted model, not a curated record